Messenger RNA from Halteromyces radiatus, 2072 nucleotides. RefSeq names its product IucC family-domain-containing protein. Lineage: Eukaryota; Fungi; Mucoromycota; Mucoromycetes; Mucorales; Cunninghamellaceae. The record is from RefSeq and is a predicted model, not a curated record. The coding region runs from base 27 to 1928 and encodes 633 amino acids. Gene Ontology annotation, biological process: siderophore biosynthetic process. The transcript has 5 exons.
CUUUUCCGUAAUUCAACCAAAAGAAGAUGCCAGUCUUAUCUUCUACUGUAAAGAAUACUCAUUAUGCCAAAAUGGCUACAACGUCGCGUCUCAUUGCUUGUUUGGUCUCGGAAUCCUUGGUCAAGGCCAUCUUUGUUCCUUCUGAUGAUCCCACUAUGAAAGGCUUAUGUAUCUUAUUACGACCUCAAAAAUCUACUCUUACUUCUUUAAAUGAUAUCUUGGCUAUAGUACCUCUUCGUGGUGUCCCAAUAAUUGAUCCUUCUCCUUUCUUAAUUCAAGGUAUGAAAUGUGCCAAUGUCAUUCUUGUGGAUGGAUGGGAUAUGCUACCUCAUAUUUAUACACCAACUAUGGAAUCUACCAAGACUACUCAUUUGUUACCUCCUGUUAUUAAUGCCAAAGCAACUACUGAUGCCGUUGCAAAGAAGCUCUCUUCCUUAUUAUUACAUCCUAUUGAUUCUCAACAACUUUUGGAUGGAUUUGACGCUGUACAACUCUGGACUCAAUUUGCUACCGAUUUUAAUGUGAAUGAAAAACUUAUACAGCUUAUUUCUCAAGAAUUGGAUUCUUCCAUGUUAUAUCAAGCCCAUGCCUAUAAUCAUCCAAAAAUGUUACCUUCUUUGGAAUCUUCUACUGUUGAAUGGGAACAAAUUAUUCUUGAAGGUCAUGCAACUCAUCCAAUGCACAAAGCAAGAAAAAGUUUUGCUCCCAUGGCACCUCUUCAUCCCGAAGAAACCAAUUUGGAAAAUCCCAAGAUCCGGUUGGUAGCUAUUCCCAAGGAUUGUAUGCAACUUCGUGGAGAUUUUGAAACCUUAUCUCAACCUUUGGUUGACAUUAUACUUAGCAAAUCAACUGGUGGCGAUGAUGAUGACAAUAUCAAAUUACUUCGGAAAGAAUGGUCCAAUCAUAUUUUGAUGCCUGUCCAUGAACUUCAAGUUGUCAAUAUUCAACAAUUAUUUCCAAAGGCUUAUAUCUUCCCUGAAGUGAAUCAUAUUACGGUACAAAGUUUGACUUCUAUUAGAUCAGUAGCUAUUCCUGAACUCUUCCCUGGUAUGAGUCUCAAACUUUGUUUGGGUAUCAAGGUCUCAUCUGCUUUACGUACGAUUACUCCUUAUAGUACUUAUUUUGGACCAGGUUUUUCUUCUGAGGUGGUACCUCAUUUGACAUAUGAUCCUCAAGUAUUGACUAUUGAACGUGAAUUAGCAAGUGCUGUUUAUAUUCAUGAUGAUACUGAUAUUGCUAAACACUGUAGCUGUGUUCUUCGUGAAGCUGUGGAAUAUGAUGUGGAUAAUCAAGAUACUAUUGUACCCUGUGCUGCUCUUGUGGAAAAGAUUCAACAACCUGAUACAGAUAUAACUUUGGUCAAGCAUGUAUGGAAUUUAGAUACAGACGAAAAGAGGGUAGACUUUUUAGAUCGAUAUAUUGAUUUGGCCUUACAAGCGUUUUUGCCUCCUGCAUUGAUAAAUGGUGUUGCUUUUGAAGCUCAUGGACAAAAUACUUUGGCUCGUUUUGACAAAAAAACUGGUUUACUGAAAGGCUUUGUGAUUCGUGAUUUUGGUGGUAUUAAAGUACAUCGUGAGACUUUGAUCAAAUCGGCUGGUGUGGAUAUCGAUGUAUUACCUGAUAGUUGUGUGGUUGCUGAUACUAAGGAUGAGGUGUUCAAAUUAUUAUAUCACACAUUAAUUCACUCUCAUUUACAACGAUUGAUUCGUGUAUUGGAUCUUCAUUAUGAUGGUCGUGGAUGGGCUAUGGUACGAAAACAUUUGAAUCGAUUGGUACCAAAAGAUCAUUUUAUGUGGAAAUCAUUGAUGGAAGAAGACAAGGUACCUGGAAAAUGUUUAGUUAGAAUGAAGAUUGAAGAAUUAUAUCGUGAUUAUAUCUACAGUCCGGUACCAAAUGUCAUUCAAUAUCGUCCUAGUAUUGUAUUAUAGUUAUAUGUAUUGUUUUUGUUUUCCUUACAUUUGUAUUCUUUUUUUUUUCCACUUUUUAUUAUUUAUUCUUGUUAUUCAUUUUUCUCUCUCCUCUCUCUCUCUCUCUCUUUCUCUCUCUCACUCUCUCUUUUUUUUUUAUAUUAC